Messenger RNA from Trichechus manatus latirostris (Florida manatee), 2191 nucleotides. RefSeq names its product centrosomal protein 20 (gene CEP20). Gene Ontology annotation, molecular function: protein binding. Bases 79 to 603 code for a protein of 174 amino acids. The transcript is spliced from 5 exons. The record is from RefSeq and is a predicted model, not a curated record. Gene Ontology annotation, cellular component: ciliary basal body; motile cilium; centrosome. Gene Ontology annotation, biological process: cilium assembly; microtubule anchoring. Lineage: Eukaryota; Metazoa; Chordata; Mammalia; Sirenia; Trichechidae.
GGCUAUAAAACACGCCGCGGAGCGGGGCGGAGCUGCGCGUGCGUAAAGGAGAGGCUCGCCGCUGGCGGCCGUUGGAAAAUGGCGACUGUUACCGAGCUGAAGGCUGUUUUAAAGGACACCUUGGAAAAAAGAGGUGUACUAGGGCAUUUAAAAGCAAGAAUCCGAGCUGAAGUUUUUAAUGCCCUAGAUGAUGAACGUGAACCUCGACCACCAUUGUCUCAUGAAAACCUUCUAAUUAAUGAAUUAAUUCGGGAGUAUUUGGAAUUCAACAAAUACAAGUAUACAUCAUCUGUCCUUGUCGCAGAGUCUGGUCAACCUGUAGUUCCAUUGGACAGACAAUUUCUCAUCCGUGAACUGAACUUAUUUGAAGAACCAAAGGAUAAUACAAUACCUCUUCUAUAUGGAAUUUUAGCUCAUUUCUUGCAUGGCUCUAAGGAUGGCAUCCAGAAUGCAUUUCUGAAAGGGCCUUCACUUCAGCAUCCAAGCCCAAAUUUUGGCAGACAGCCUAGUAGAAGAAAGCAAAUGGAUGAUCACCUAGGAAAGGGGAAGGGGAAAAGUAUUAAUGUUGAAGAUCUUGAUGUUUCUCAAGCAGUGAAGAGAUGACACUUUCAUUUGGGGCAUUUUUUGUCUUAAAAUUGUAUGUAUUAAAUAAGUUAUUUAUUGUUCCAGUGUUACCAAAAUGUACCACUAAUAUGUGUGUAUUUUGUAGAAAUUGGAGUUUUCUGCAAAAACACUUAGCCCUUCAUGUUUUUCUGCACUUGUUAAUAAAAGCUAACCGUCAUCUAGCUUAUUGGAUUUGAUGUGAUAUAAACUGAGUGUUCUUUUUAGGAAGUAUUUUAAAGCUCCCUAACAACAACAACAACAAAUUUGUGAGACGUGAAGGGGCUUUUUUGUACCUUGUACAUUCUCCUAAAAAAAAGACAGGUCUUAUAGCCAUAUGCUCUGAAUUUCCUUCAGCUAGAAUUAUGUGGAUUUGCAGGAAAAGUCAGUUUUUAAAAAAUAUUUUUUAAUAAAACGACUAAUUCCUAUAAAGUUUAAUUUUUUUUAACUAGCUAUUUUUCACACAACCAUUUACAAUUAGGUUUAAAUGCCUGAAUUACUAUCUAAAGUUGAACUUUUAAACUAGAUAACAAUGUACCUUUUCUUUCCUUAGAGCAUUUUGGCUUCUACUGGAAGAUUUAAUUAAAAGGUAGAGGUGGAAAUAAUUGUUUUAAUUUUGCUGUAAGUAAAACAAAGAGUUGAUUUUAUUAUAUAAAGAAUGUGAAAGAAACAUGAAGAGACAGGCUUUGGGAGAAAUACCAAAAAGUACCUUUUAAAAGAUGGCAUUGUUUAAGGUCCAUGUGGCCUUCAGUUGUGCAAUAACAAGAUGAGCUAUGAAAGGGCCUACCCCUACUUACUUGGGCUCUUAUUAAACAUCAGUUUUAUUCUUGGAAUAGAACAAUUGUCAGUGCUAUCUCUAAAAUGCUGCAUUGAUAUUUAUUAAAGAAGUUUUUAUAAGGUAGAGUCUGCAGACUCAUUUCACUGAGAACAUCUAUUAUAGUAGACAGCUCCUGAUUAGCGAAAGUCUUAUGGUAUAUUCAGAAUAAAACUUUGCACAGGUACCUGUACACUGACAACAUUUAGCUUAAAUGUUUUCCACAGGGAAGAUUGAUAAGGGUUUUAGUCAGUGAAACUGGUAUUCUCUUCAGGGUGUUGAUUCUGUGCAGUCUUUGACAAUUACUGAAUACAGAAAAUCACUAAAAUAAUCCCCUUAAGCUGUACUUUUCAAGUCAGAGAAGUUUGACAGGCCCCGUUUGUGGCUAAAAUCAUAUAUACGUGUGGAAGUGUUAUAAGGGCCCAUUUCCAUUUUUAAAUGAAAUAUGUAAUUUCUGAUUAAUAUUAUGAAUGUCAUUAUAUUGUAUGUGGGAAUAUAAAUAUGUGAAUUCUUCCUAGAGGGCUUGGUUUACAUUCAAGGAUGUUGGCAGUGGACAGUAGUUUACCUCAGAAAUUGCAGUCAUGCAAGACUAGAUUAAGAAAGGAUGCUGGAGUUUACAGUUUUGAUUACUGAUAGAAAAUGAUCAAAAUGGAAGCUAAACAGGAUUGUCACAUGUAGUCCACAGUCCUUUCGUACGCAUUAUUCUGUAACUUGUUUGUACUUAGGCAACUUUUAUACUUUAAAUGUAUCACUUAAUAAAAAAAAAUUUAAACAACU